AUUUGUUUGUUAUCUUUCAUAUCUAUCUGUUUAUCUUUCUUUCUUUCUUUUUUUUGAUUUUUUUGUAUGAUAUAAAGCCGACAGAAAUAAGUUGGAUUAGAAAUGAAAUGUACAUAGGUGGGGUUCUCGUGGUCCCAUUUGACAAAUAUAUAAGACCCUUAUAUUUAUAGAAUUCUUUUUUUUUUUCUUUUUCUUUUUAAUUUCUUGUUGGCAUCUAAUUUAUCGAAUUCAUUUCCUGUUUAUAUCAGUAUGGAGUCAAUCCAGAUAGCCUUUUGAAGGCCUUUAUAAUCUAAUUUCUUUUGUUACAUUGAUUUAUAUAAGUUUAUGGUGGUUUGCAAUUGAAGUACCAUUAGUCCAUUAACUGCAUAACAAGUUUUGCCUUUCUGCAUUGUUUUUUACUUCCCUUUCAAUUGUUUGGGACUGGAUUGGAAAAAAAGGAGACAGCAGUCGUGAAUGGAAGAAAGCAACACAAGAAGUAAGUUCAGGAGGGUUUGUGUCUUCUGUGGGAGCAGCUCUGGCCACAGAAACGUCUUCAGUGAUGCUGCUGUUGAAUUGGGCAAUGAACUGGUGAAGAGGAAGAUAGACUUGGUAUAUGGCGGGGGAAGUAUCGGGUUGAUGGGUUUGAUUUCGCAGAGAGUUUUUGAUGGAGGUUGCCAUGUUCUUGGGAUCAUUCCAAGAGCUCUCAUGCCUCUUGAGAUAUCUGGUCAACCUGUGGGAGAAGUAAGAACUGUUUUGGACAUGCAUGAGCGUAAAGCUGCAAUGGCUCGAGAAGCUGAUGCCUUUAUUGCUCUUCCUGGAGGAUAUGGGACCAUGGAAGAGCUGUUGGAGAUGAUAACAUGGGCCCAACUUGGAAUUCAUACAAAACCGGUUGCGCUGCUGAAUGUUGAUGGGUACUAUAAUUGCUUGCUGGCAUUAUUUGACAAUGGGGUUGCAGAAGGAUUCAUCAAGCCAGGUGCUCGGCAUAUAGUCCUCUCUGCUCCAACUGCAAAAGAACUAAUCAUUAAGAUGGAGCAGUACAUUCCUUUCCAUGAACAUGUUGCUUCUCAUGAAAGCUGGCAGAUUGAAAAACUUGGUAAUUAAUAUGUAUGCAGGGCAAGAAAAGGCACUCUGAUUAUGGGUGAAUUUGUAUAAGCAGCUUUCUUAGGUGAACGUGGCCUUGGAUUAAAUGCCAAACUGCAACUCACAUGGAUUUCCCAAGGGAUCACAUGGGCAUCUUCCCUCUGAUGAGUCGUGACUGACUCCUCAUGGACUAGACGGUUGAUUGUGAAGUAGUAUAAACACAAUCUUCUUUGAUUACUGAAUGUAAUAAACUAGAUAUACAUGUAAGAAGACAAAUAGUUAUGCAGAAACUAAGUAAAAAUCUCUCAAACUUUUCAAAUUUCAAAUUGCAUAAUAUGAAUCGACAUUAGCUUUUAAACUA
Carya illinoinensis is the source of this 1420-nucleotide messenger RNA. Its product is annotated as cytokinin riboside 5'-monophosphate phosphoribohydrolase LOG8-like. Gene Ontology annotation, molecular function: hydrolase activity, hydrolyzing N-glycosyl compounds. Bases 454 to 1080 code for a protein of 208 amino acids. The transcript is spliced from 8 exons. Gene Ontology annotation, cellular component: cytosol; nucleus. The record is from RefSeq and is a predicted model, not a curated record. Gene Ontology annotation, biological process: cytokinin biosynthetic process. NCBI's taxonomy places the organism in Eukaryota, Viridiplantae, Streptophyta, Magnoliopsida, Fagales, Juglandaceae.